CGGUCACACUGCGCCAAACAAAUCAAAAGCCGGCAAAGUUGUGCGAAAACUAACAAACGAAUUUGAAAGCCCUUUUUCCGUAUUAAAAGAUGUAAAGAACAAUGCGCGGCAUUCGCAAGUGUGUUCACUGUGGUGCCAUCAACGGAAACCGGGCGCUGAUCUGCAAGAACGCCGCCUGUCCGCAGCGCAGGAAUGUCCUGGACGCCGUGCAGCUGGUGUCGCUGCGACCAGGCUCCACUGUAUACUCGCUGCGGACCAAGGAGAAGGAGCAGCAGCCGCGCAACUUUGUGGUCAUCCAGGACGUCACCCUGUCGCUGCAGCCGGAUGCUGCAGUGGUGUCCAGCAAGGCCGAGUGCUUCGUGGAGUCGUGCCAGAAAACGGGUGGCCAACCGGCGGACUGCGUCCAUGUGAAGGCUUGCCGGGAGCUGGGCACCGAGUUCGCCAAGGCGCAGGUGUAUCGGGUGUCCCGCGAGGUGCUGUGGAACCUGAACAUCAGCCUGGAGCAGAAGCAGCACCUCUGGCAGCUGUACAAGUACGCCGAGGAGGAGGAGCACCUGCCUGGCGUGCAGCGUUUGAAUCACUCCACGUUCGCCGUCAAGUGCGAACGCUCCGAAUCCUUUCCAGCUGCUCGACUGCACGUCACCGUGUUGGCCAAUGGUUUGUCCAAGAAGAAGAGCAGCUACGCCUGCGCCUGCCGCAAACUGAAGAUCAUUGUGGAGACGGAUAACUCGCUGGUGAUGCAGGACGAGAUCUGCGAUCAUCUGCUGCUCGUGCUGGCUGCGAUACUCAGUUCGCCGCAGGGAAAACGGGUCUAUGGCCACUUCACCAGUGGCUUGCAGAACUUCUGGAUGCCCUCGCAGCUGGAAACUCCGCUGGGCGACGUGGCCACCGAGGACUUGAGGCUCAGCCUGGACAUGGUGGAUGAGUUCGACCCGCAGGUGGACAUACUUGUGUUCGGCGAUCAACUAGAUCUUCCCUUGCCGAAUCUCUCCGAUGGCGUCUUUAACCUGGACAACAUGCAGGCCGCCACUUCUGCUCACAGCACCUCGAGCACCAACGAUGCCUUGAUUCACUAUGCCAACGACUCGCAGCUCCUGUCCAAUUGCGAUGUUUAUGCAGAGCCCAUUGAGCUAACCGACUGCAAUAUUGAGCUGAUGGAUCAGUUUCAGCCCACCGAUCAGCUGGAUAUAUGCAGCGAGGAUAUAGAGCUGCCCUUGAUUAGCGAACCCUACAAUAUCCUAGCUGCUCCGCCCAUUUUCACCGAAGCCACGCCCUCUGUCGUCGCCGAUCAGUUGCCCAUUGAACUGGCCACCAUAUCGGUGGUAAAGAAGACGCCGGUCAAGUUCUCGGAAAUAGUGACGGAAGUAAAGUCCCUGAAGCAGCCCUCUCUGCCGGCCAAAAGGGAUUUAAUAGUGAACAAUACGGCAUCAGCGUCAUCCGUUUGCUUAGACGCUUCCGUUCAGCCGGCCUUGUCCUACUCGUCAUGGCUGGAUCAUGUGAUCGAGCUGCUAAACGAGAGUUGCGAGCCAUUGGACACUCCAAGCGCUACUAUUACCAAGCGCUCGGUUCAUCAAAACUUCCAUGUACACAAGGAAACCUUUUCGCAGUUUUGCAAGAGCUUCAGCACUGGAAUCAAACGACGGCCAUUGGACAAGCUAACUGUGAUAGAAUCGGGCAAACAUAAAGGCCUCAGCAAGUACACCUGGCACUUUGCGAGUCCGCACACCGCGAAGCGCAUCUUCAGCACUUCCAACAUACAGCUGCAGUUGGACCGCGCCUUCGAGCGGCAUGCAGAUGGCCAUUUCGUUCCCUACGUGCGUCCACGCAUUGAGCCACAGGCGCCGGGUCAGCCGAAAAAGCGAGUAGUCUACCCGAGACUCCGCCUGCACAUGGUUAAGAUAGUCUUCGAAGCGGCUCCAAAGGACUUUGUCGGGAAUGGAGUCCUGCUGAGCUGGACCCCGGAUGUUUUGCCCCGCAGCCACUUUGGGCUGAUGCGCGUGGAGUUCACCGUGGAGACACGAUCGCCCAGCUAGGAUGAAGCAUUUGUUACCAUUGCCGGUGUCAGUAUGAGAAAUUUACAAGCCCUCCUAGCGUAUAAGUAGUCUUAGCCUAAGUCGGGUCUAGUGCCUAAGAAACAUAAUCUCACAAAAUUGGUCAUUAGUUGGUUAGUUGGUUAAUAUGUAGAGUCGCCUAUUUGGUAUCAGCUGACAAAUGAUUGGAUUGAUACGAUCAGAUUGAAGGGUGCUCUCCUCCCUUCCACCCGAAUCGAGCCCGAAUCUACGGGGUCUGCAUCCUCAAGUAGUCUGACUACAUGCGAUUGUGGGGUGGACACGGGAUGGAUGUUGGCGGGGAAGGGGGGAAACUGAAGGACCUUUGACAUUCGUUAAUUUACAUAAUCAGUAUACAUGCUUAUUCAAGUUAAAGUGUACAAAAAACCAGUCUUUAAAACAUGUUUGUUUAUCGUUUCUUAUGUUUCUUCAUUUCCACUAAUACUUUACAUAUAAAAUGUAAAAAUAUUUACUAAAUUACUUGCGCUCUACUCGCUUUGCUGUGGUGUGGGGAGAUAUACUUGCUAUCUGCCCGAUCUGGACAACUGCCAGACCAUUAGCCAUGGCAAUUCAGAGUGCUAGGUUUAAGCCUAAUUCGUAUCCACAUCCGGGGCUAACUUUAAGAACUGUACAGGUUAAUAUUACGCUGUUAGUCGGGUCUAUCAAAUAUGGGGAAACAUGGAAACGUUGUAACGUGGAAACACCCUGUGCAUCGAUAGAGGAAAACAAAACUUAAACUUGAGUUUUCAUUGGGAUUUUCUUUUAUCUCGCUUUUCACAUGUAUCGUAUAUUUUAAUAAUACUUUGCUUGCGACUACUUGCAGAUUUACACUUAGUUGUCGCCGUUGCUUACUUUACUUUUUUAUUUUUACAAUAUUAUUAGCUUAUUAGCUUAAUAGCUUUGCAGAGUGAUGGGUUUAAGUUUUCAGGCCACUUUUGACCACAUUUUUACAGUAUCUUUUAUCUGCCUAUCUGUUUUCCGGCCUUGGCUGUAUUUACAAAUUUUCGUGAUGCCUGGUGCUUUGUGCGGAAAUCGUGUGAUUUUUUUUAGCUUGAUUGGGAUUUACAGUGAUGUGUGGUGUAAAGUGCUCGGUAACUCGGCGUAUUGCCCACUAAAUUCGCAAUUAAUUUGUAGCUAGGUUUGCUUGAGUUUGUCUUUAUUUUGUAUUGAACUGCAUUUAAACUGGAACCAAUUGAUUAAAAGGCAAAAAGAAUAACAGAUACUAGGACGGACUGAAUCGAUUCGAAAUGCAAAAAGUUGCUCAGCUCAACUAAACUCUAGGUUAGUUAAUUCGGCAAUUCAACUAAUAAUCAUUACUUUAAUAGGAGCUUUUGGGGGGCUUAAAAAAUCAUGGCACAAGUGUGUGCAGCAUUAGCCUGCAUUUAACGUUAGUUAUAUGUAAUCAGCGUAUAUAAAUGAUUAGACAAAUAUGUUAUUAACUCUACUUGUUCAAUUUGUGCAUUUUGCUACGUUUCCACUUUAGAUUUGCGAUUAUUUUUUUUGUUCUUUACUGCUUUUACGGCUUCUGACUUUCUGUCGCUUCAUGUUUUUCCCUUGUGACUAAAUGUGGGUAAAGUAUGCUGUAUAAAAACCUAUGUUUACGAUAUAAAAAACUACACAAGACGAAAUAAUUUAAAUAGUUUUAGUAGGGGAAAACUAAUUGAGGGGAGGGGGGCAUAAGUUAUAAAGUUAAAGUAAAACAUGAGCUUACAGGGUGAACGAAUAAUUUAUGGACACAGCGCUAGACGCUCUGCACUCACUUAAACGACUUAAAGGUUAAUAAAUACAUCGCUAUGUACGUAGGUGUAAGGUUUAAAGUUAAGUAUUUAUAUUUAAACAUUUAUAAAAUGAUUUAAAUUCCCUCUCUGUAAA
Molecule: messenger RNA, 3920 nt
Organism: Drosophila santomea
Lineage: Eukaryota; Metazoa; Arthropoda; Insecta; Diptera; Drosophilidae
Exons: 5
Coding region: 102-2033 (643 amino acids)
Cellular component (GO): nucleus
Source: RefSeq, a predicted model, not a curated record